UUUGGGGUUGUUUUAAUUACUAAAGAUAGAAUGCUUUAGAGAUACACUUUCACGUUGAUUGUUUUUUUCAUGCUAUCUUGUAAAUGGGGUUGAUGGAAAGGUCGUGGCUGAGUUCUUAUUUUAAAUUAAAUUCCAAUUUUACGCUAGAAUUUGAAGCUCAUUGUAUUAAAGAAAUUCGAAUACAGAAUAAUUCUUUCAUAUUUAAAAUCCCUUUACCUGUUGCUCUUUAAAAAACAAACAAACUUCCAGUUUCAUUAAUUUUGUGCAAAGGAGCUUAUUUUUUGUAAAUAAAAAAAUAGUUCUAGAAGCCUUUUGCUCGACACUCCAGAAAUAUGGAAAAAUCUUAAGUUCUUAGAGUUUCCUGUAAUUUUAAAAAUGAUUGCCUCUCACCUGUUAUAAAUAGCAAUAGCAUACUUUUAUCUUUAAACAAUCUAUGAAAUGAGGAAAAAUAACUACCAUUCUGGGUGGCCUAUAGGUUUUGGAUUUCUACGGAUAGUAAUCUGAAAGAAGAUGGGAAAAGGCUUCAAAGUGUUGGUUUGUGGAAUGUGUUCAGUGGGAAAGACGGCCAUCUUGGAACAAAUUCUGUACGGUAAUCACACUACUGGUGAACAGUGCAGCAGAACUACGGAAGAUGUAUACGUCGCUGUGGCUAAAACGGAUCGAGGACUAAAAGAACAAUUACGUCUGUAUGACACCCAAGGACUGCAAGGAGAAAAGGAUUUCCCCAAACAUUACUAUUCUAUGGCAGAUGGCUUUGUUCUAGUGUAUGCUGUAAAUAGUCUGGAAUCUUUUGAGAAAGUUAACUGGCUCAAAAAGGAGAUUGAUAAGUUUAGAGAAAAGAAAGAGCAAUAUCACAUAUGUGAAGCAAUGAAUAGCGGCAAAAAUACAAAUCGCCCAAGUAGAUGGCUUAAAAAUACAUGAUUCACUCAGAAGUAGAAUUUGAUGUAAAUACAUGAAUCUUUAUAUAGCACCAAUUCACAGGUAAGCAGCUUAAUAAUAGUAAAACUAGAAAACAAUUAAAACGUUCUCUCAAAGCAGAAGCAGUAACCACAACUGAAAGUGCAAAAGAGAGACCUAAAUAUCUAAACAGAAGUGAGUAAGCAUAAAGUGUUUCAUAAGAGGGAUUUUCAGAGCUAAAAUAAAACUGUUUACUUCUCUAGAUCAAUGUUUAUCUUAGAUGAUCUCAAACCAAUAGAUUUGAAUAACAAGAGCAUUUAUAACCCAGAAACAAAAAAGCUUUUGGAUCAGUGAAAAGCUCAAGUAAAGCCAGAGUCUAAGAAACUGAGCAAGGUUUUAAGCAAAUAGUUAUUAUAUACAAAAACCACUUGGCAAGAAAUAGGAAACUGAA
Ahaetulla prasina is the source of this 1348-nucleotide messenger RNA. It is a transcript of the gene NKIRAS1, whose product is annotated as NFKB inhibitor interacting Ras like 1. The record is from RefSeq and is a predicted model, not a curated record. Gene Ontology annotation, molecular function: GTPase activity; GTP binding. The coding region runs from base 511 to 921 and encodes 136 amino acids. The transcript has 3 exons. Lineage: Eukaryota; Metazoa; Chordata; Lepidosauria; Squamata; Colubridae. Gene Ontology annotation, biological process: canonical NF-kappaB signal transduction.